Molecule: messenger RNA, 869 nt
Organism: Mus caroli (Ryukyu mouse)
Lineage: Eukaryota; Metazoa; Chordata; Mammalia; Rodentia; Muridae
Source: RefSeq, a predicted model, not a curated record
GCGUCUCCUGGGCCGACGCCCGCCGCGCCCCAGGCGCUGCCGAGAUGCGGCCAAGCCGCUGGCUGCGGGCCUCUGUACAGACGACGGCGCCGCCACCAGCGCCGCCUCCUCCCUCGCUUCUGAGACACUCGCGCCGCAAGACUUGCGAACAACCGCCUGACCGCGCGCCGCUCGCAGAAAGAGCCGCGGCCUGGAGGCGGGACAGAAAUAUCUGGCGCCGACGACGCCGCGCACGCGCGUUGGGCACCGCAGCCUGGGGGCGGGGCGCAGAUUACGCACGCGCCAGGGCCCUCCCUUCCACUCGCAGCCGCCCCUCUAGAUCCAGAGUAGCAAUGCUGCUGGUGCGGAAUUCACCCGCAGAGUGCGUGCUUGACGUCUCCCAUGCCCACCGCACGGUGCACCCAGGCUGGCAACCCGCGUGCUCGAGCGCGCGGGUCCUGCAGAGCCCAACCUUAGGUCCCGCCUCCUCAGCAGGCGUGGCGACGUCUGCAGCGGCAGCCUAGCCUAUAGUCGGGGAAGAGGGGCGGGACAAUACGGGGUGGGCGGGGCCACGACAGAGCAAAGCGUCGGAGCCCAGGUGGAGGGGGUGAGGGGGUCUUUGCCAGGAAGUUCCCGCCGAACGUGGAGGCGGUCUUAACCCAAACUUUCUUAUUGUUAAACUCGGGAAGCAGAAAGUUGUCCAAGUCAAACCGCAGAUCACAGAGAGAUACUGCGAAGCCAUUCUGUAAAACUCUGCCCAGUCCUUCGAAAGCCCCUUCUGUGUUAGUCCUCUGCUAUACUGAUUUUAGUGUGAUUUUUCUUUUUUCUUUUUUUUUUUUUUUUGAGGUGGGAGAACUGAACAUUUAACGCUAAGGAAUGAAAGUUGGAUC